UGGCUGCUGCUGGCCGGGCACUGGGCAGGGCUGGGCCAGGCUGGGCAGUGCCAGGACGGGGAGCUCAGGGUGGGCUGGGGAGGUGUCACCAAGUGCUGCCCCAACUGCACCUGGAAGGCAGUUAACUCUGUGCCCUGUGAGGCGCCGGACCUCGACUGCCGAUGUCCCCCGGGGUACGGCUGCUCUGGGGACCCCUGCCUGUACUGCAGGAUACUGCCCCAGUGCGAGGCGGGCUGGGAGCUCAGCAGGAUCGGAUCUCAGUAUUCGCACUUUGAGUGCAAACGCUGUGAGAACGGCACCUUCUCCAGCACCGAGAACAAGUGGUGCCGCAACUGGACCGACUGCGAGAGCAGAGGCCUCGGCACGCGCCGGGCGGGGAACAGCACCCACGACUCGGAGUGCGGCGCGCCCGCCCCGGCCCGGGAGCCAGCCCCGGUUGCGCUGGAGUUCCCCUCCAGCACCAUCCUAGCCAUCCUGGUGGCCGUGGCCGUGUUCGUGCUGGUCCUGCUCACGUUCCUGCUGCACUUCUGCAUCUGGAGCCUCCACAGGGACCCCAAACUCCUGCUCGGGGAUUUGGGCCCGACCUUCCCGCGGCUGCCCCCGCGGCCGGCGCAGGGGGAGGAAUGCUCCAGCAUCCAAUUCCCGGAGGAGGAGCACGGCGACAAGAGCGAGGAGAAGCUCUCGGUGCUGUCCCUCAAGGUCUACAGCGAGCUGCGAUAA
Melospiza georgiana is the source of this 720-nucleotide messenger RNA. RefSeq names its product TNF receptor superfamily member 18 (gene TNFRSF18). Gene Ontology annotation, cellular component: external side of plasma membrane. Gene Ontology annotation, biological process: positive regulation of cell adhesion. Gene Ontology annotation, molecular function: protein binding. The annotation marks the transcript as partial. Lineage: Eukaryota; Metazoa; Chordata; Aves; Passeriformes; Passerellidae. The record is from RefSeq and is a predicted model, not a curated record. The transcript has 6 exons.